Messenger RNA from Fragaria vesca subsp. vesca, 7794 nucleotides. RefSeq lists its product as uncharacterized. Gene Ontology annotation, molecular function: ATP binding; protein serine/threonine kinase activity. NCBI's taxonomy places the organism in Eukaryota, Viridiplantae, Streptophyta, Magnoliopsida, Rosales, Rosaceae. The transcript has 24 exons. The record is from RefSeq and is a predicted model, not a curated record. The coding region runs from base 1 to 7794 and encodes 2597 amino acids. Gene Ontology annotation, biological process: protein phosphorylation; recognition of pollen.
AUGGUAUCUUACAUCUUGUUCUUGUAUGUUGUACUAUUGCUAUGCUCUUAUGACAGCCUAUUUUGUGCUGCUAGAGAUGAAUUAACAUAUGAUGAUCCAGUUAUCGAUAAUGGAUCAGAUGCUCUUGUUUCAGUAGGAGGAGAAUUUGAACUAGGUUUCUUUCCUACUACUACAGGGAAAAGAUAUGUGGGCAUAUGGUAUCAUAAGAUCAAACCAAGAACAGUUGUAUGGGUUGCCAACCGAGAGGGACUACCAGCCAAUUCCACUGGAGUUCUUACAAUUGAUGAAGAAGGUAACCUCUGCGUGUUGGAUAGAGAUACUGGAAAGCUUUAUUGGUCAGCAGAAGUUGGAACAUCUUCGUCUUUUAACAUGACAGUGAUGACAGUACAGAUAACGGAUUAUGGGAACCUGGUUUUGAGGGAAACUGGUGAUGAGUUGACAGCAGAUCCUUUGUGGCAGAGCUUUCAAUACCCAACUGAUACAUUCAUUCCUGGGAUGCUAAUGGAUGCUAACUUGGAGUUGACUUCAUGGAGCGACAAAGAUGACCCAAGAACUGGGAACUACACCUUCAAGCUAGAUCAGGGAGGGAACCUGUUUACCAUCUUAAACAAAUCGGUUCCUUACUGGAAAAGUGGAGAGCCAGGUAUAUACUUGAGCUCAGAUGAGAUGCGUCCUGAGGUAGCUUACUUGUUAUUAAACUUAAGCAAGAAUUCUCUUUAUAGAACUCAGUCACAAUUUAACUACAGUUAUACAAGAUUGGUGAUCAAUUCUAAUGGAGUGCUCAAUGGUUUGACCUGGAUCGACACCAUUAAGCAGUGGAGUGUCUUCUUGUCUGAGCCAAAAGAUCAAUGCAGUGUGAUAAAUGCAUGUGGAAACUUUGGCAGCUGUAAUAUUGAUAAUACCCCGCUAGUGUGCAAAUGCUUGCCAGGUUUCAACCCCCAGUUUAUAGAGAAGUGGAAAUCCGGAGAUUUUUCGGGUGGUUGCACAAGACAGUCGUCAUGUAGCGAGAAUGACACCUUCUUAAGCAUAAAGGUGAAAAAGGCAGGAAGAUAUGGUUCAUCAUCCUAUGUUACCAGUGAUACAGAAUGCAAGAAUACGUGCUUUGGUAGUUGCCAGUGCCAGGCUUACACAUCUACUUCAGCUGUAAACUUCACUGCUCGAAGGGAUAUUCUCAAGAAUGUCAUUUGUUAUAUAUGGACCACGGAUCUAAAUAAUCUGGUAGAGGACUCUGGUAACAAUGGCAAGAAUCUCAAUGUUCGAGUUUCCCCGUCUGAUUUAGGAUCUAUUGUAAGAGACUGUCAGCCUUGUGGCACAACCACCAUUCCUUAUCCCCUGAGCACUAGAUCAGAUUGUGGUGACCCCAUGUAUUUAAGUUUCUGGUGCAACACCUCCAGUAGUGAAUUCAUCUUCCAUGGAUCAGAUGACACCUCCUUUAGAGUUAUAAAUAUCAGCCGAAUAGGAAGUCUACAAGCGCUAUCAAAUAAGAGUUCAAGGAAAAAAUUGCUAUUGCCUCUGCUUGUUGUGGCAGCUAUAAGUGGGAUAAUUCUAGCAUGCAUCAUUGGUUUUUGUAUAUGGAGAAGAAAGAUGACUAAGAGACAAGAUCAAGUAAGUCGUCCGCAGCUUGAUAGUGAAAGAAGAGUCAAAGAGCUCAUAGACACAAGUGACUUCAAUGAAGAAGCUGAUAAAGGCAUAGAUGUACCUUUUUUUGAUUUGCAAACAAUACUAGUUGCUACAGAUAAUUUCUCAAUUGCAAACAAGCUUGGACAAGGGGGGUAUGGGCCUGUUUACAAGGGGAUCUUUCCUGGAGGUCAAGAAAUUGCUGUAAAGAGGCUAUCAAAAGUUUCAGGACAAGGCUUACAGGAAUUUAAGAAUGAGGUGGUGCUAAUCGCCAAACUACAACAUCGUAAUCUUGUUAGAUUGCAAGAUCAUACCCAAAGCCUGUUUCUAAAUUGGGAGAUGCGGUUUAACAUUAUUUUGGGAAUUGCUCGAGGACUUGUUUAUCUUCAUCAAGAUUCCAGGUUGAGGAUCAUUCACAGAGAUUUGAAAACCAGCAAUGUUCUUUUGGAUGAAGAAAUGAACCCCAAAAUAUCUGACUUCGGCUUGGCCAGGAUUGUUGGAGGCAAAGAAACCGAGGCAAACACAAAUACAGUUGUAGGAACCUAUGGUUAUAUGUCACCAGAAUAUGCAUUAGAUGGAAAUUUCUCUGUCAAAUCAGAUGUCUUUAGUUUUGGUGUGGUUCUUCUUGAGAUAAUCAGUGGAAAAAAGAAUGCAGGAUUUUAUCAGUCCAAACAGACCUUCAGUCUACUUAGUUAUACAUGGGGACUCUGGACAGAAGACAAGGUGUUGGAUUUAAUGGACAAGAAUUUGGAAGAAAGUUGUAACAGAAGUGAAUUUAUGAAGUGUGUAAAUGUUGGGCUAUUAUGCGUACAAGAAGAUCCCGUUGAUCGCCCUACAAUGUCAAAUGUCAUCACCUUGCUUGACAGUGAAGCUGCAAUCCCUGCAACUCCUAAACAACCAGCCUUUUUCAUAAGGAGAGGCAACUCUAGCACAGCUUCCUCUUCUACUAAGCCAGAACCAAAUUCUGAAAUAACUAUUCUGGAAGAUGUGAUAGCAUAUAACAGUCUGAUUAGUGAUGAAAAAGGUGAUACUAUUGUUUCAUCAGGAGAAAAAUUUGAACUUGGGUUCUUUACUCCUAAUGGAAGCUCUGGUACUAGAAGAUAUGUUGGUAUUUGGUAUUACAGAUCGAAUCCACAAACUGUCGUGUGGGUUGCAAAUAGAGACAACCCUCUUGCAGAUACUCGUGGAGUUUUCGCUUUUGCAGAAGAUGGAGAUCUUAAGGUGUUGGAUGGAAAUAGGAAAACUUACUGGUCAUCAAGUCUUGAAACUUCAUCAUCAAUGACUAUGACAGCAAAGAUCAUGGACACUGGUAAUCUUGUUGUGAGCAAUAGAGAGCAAGGAAACAACUCAGCUCAAAUUGUCUGGCAGAGUUUUGAAAAUCCAACCGACACAUUUCUUCCUGGCAUGAAAAUGAGCGCAAAAUUAGUACUGAGUUCAUGGAAGAGUUACAAUGAUCCCGCAACAGGAAAUUUCACAUUUCAGCAAGAUCAAGAGGAAGCAAACCACUUUGUUAUCUGGAAAAGAUCGAAAAGGUACUGGAAGAAUGAAGAUCAUGGCAACUUCAUUAGUUCAGAUGAGAUGGCUUCUGCAAUUCUCUACUUGCUAUCAAACUUCACCUCUACAGCAGUCCACAAUAACUCUGUGCCAUAUCUCACCUCCUCAUUAUACACUUCUACAAGGCUGGUUAUGAGUUUCUCCGGCCAAAUUCAGUAUCUAUUGUGGGAUAGUGAGAAGGUUUGGUCUAUGAUAUGGGCAGAUCCUAGAGAUAGAUGCAGUGUAUACAAUGCAUGUGGAAAUUUUGGUAGUUGUAACAGCAAAAAUGGUUUGGUUUGCAAGUGUGUGCCUGGUUUUAAGCCUAGUUCACCGGAUAAUUGGAAUCAUGGAGAUUAUUCAGGUGGAUGCACUAGGACGUCAACAUUAUGUGGCAACAAUGCUGAGAGUGACACAUUCUUGAGCUUAAAGAUGAUGAAAGUGGGAGAUCCAGAUUCCCAAUUCAAUGCCAAAAGUGAAGUGGAAUGCAAAGUAGAGUGCCUUAACAACUGUGAUUGUCAAGCUUAUUUCUAUGAAGAGGUGGAGAACAGUAAAUCUGGUGGGAGGAGUAGUUCAACAUGUUGGAUCUGGUCACAAGACGUCACCAAUCUUCAGGAGGACUAUGAAGGUGGCCGAGAUCUACAGGUUCGUGUAGCAGUUUCAGAUAUAGAAUCAACAGCAAGAAGCUGUGGAAGUUGUGGCACAAACCUGAUCCCUUAUCCCUUGAGCACUGGACCAAGGUGUGGUGAUCUUACUUACUACAGUUUUUUAUGUAAUAUCUCAACUGGCCAGUUGAGCUUCGAAGCACCAAGCGGCACCUACCAUGUCACAAGCAUCAAUGCGGACACACAAACAUUUGUCAUCCAAGCUAAUGAUGCAGAUGGAUGUAGAGAUGAAAAAUUUCUGAAGCUCAACCAGUCUUCUCCAUAUAAUGUGACAGGGAUGUGCAAAGCUGAUCCGACACGUUUUAGUCCUAACUUGUCAUUUAAAGGAGGAUAUGAAGUUGAAGUUGCUUGGGAGUCACCCUUGGAACCACCUUGUUCGUCAUCUACAGACUGCAAGGACUGGGCCCAUUCGAUAUGUGAAGCUACUCUUGAUGGGAAGAAAAGGUGUCUUUGCACGGCAGACUCAAAAUGGGAUGGCAGGAGUUUGAAUUGUACUCAAAAAGUUGGUCACAGAAAGCAAACUGGUGAGCAAGGGAAGAUGACGCUGGCUCUAAUCAUUGCAGUAACUUGCAUAAGUGUAGCUGUUCUGGCAAUUCUUUCAAGUACUUUUGCUUAUGCUUAUCUGUGGAGAAGAAGGCGCAUUAAGACAAAAGAAGGCAGGGCAUAUCUUCAAAAAUGUUCAACACUUCAUCACUUUUAUGACAGUGAGAGAAAAGUCAAGAACUUGAUUGAAUCAGGCCGAUUUAGAGAUGAUGAUACGGAGGGCAUUGAUGUACCCUCUUUUGAUUUGGAAAGCAUACUGGUAGCUACAAAAUACUUCUCCAUUGCAAAUAAACUUGGACAAGGAGGAUUUGGUCCUGUCUACAAGGGUAAGCUUCCGGGAGGAGAAGAAAUCGCUGUAAAAAGGCUCUCAAGUUGUUCAGGCCAAGGCUUAGAAGAAUUCAAAAAUGAGGUUUUGUUAAUUGCCAAACUCCAACAUCGAAAUCUGGUUCGACUUUUGGGCUAUUGCGCUGAGGGAGAUGAAAAGAUGUUAAUCUAUGAAUACAUGGCCAACAAAAGCUUAGACUCUUUCAUAUUUGAUCGGAAAGUAUGCGUAUCAUUGGACUGGAAUACACGCUUUAACAUCAUCCUAGGCAUUGCUCGGGGGCUUCUUUAUCUUCACCAAGAUUCUAGAUUAAGGAUUAUUCAUAGAGAUCUGAAAACUAGCAACAUUCUACUGAGUGAAGAGAUGAACCCCAAAAUAUCAGACUUCGGCUUGGCAAGGAUCUUUGGAGGCAAUGAAACUUCAGCAAACACCAAUAGAGUAGUGGGAACAUAUGGCUAUAUGUCUCCGGAGUAUGCAUUAGAUGGAUUAUUCUCAGUAAAAUCUGAUGUUUUUAGCUUUGGUGUAGUUGUGAUUGAGAUCAUCACUGGGAAAAGGAACACAGGAUUUUAUCAGCCUGAAACAUCUUUGAGUCUUCUUGGCUAUGCAUGGCAUUUGUGGAAAGAAGAAAAGGCAUUAGAUUUGCUAGAAAACACACUUUGUCACAGCUGCAACAAGGAGGAGUACUUCAAAUGUGUCAAUGUUGGACUCUUAUGUGUACAAGAAGAUCCAGGUGAUCGGCCAACCAUGUCACAAGUGGUUUUCAUGCUCGGAAGUGAAAGUGCAACAAUUCCAACCCCUAAACAACCUGCGUUUGUUGUUAGGCGAUGCCCUUCUAGUUCUAGCAGGGCUUCUAACUCUUCAAGCAAGCCUGAAACAGUUUCGAACAAUGGUUUAACUGUUACCUUAGAAGAUGACAAAUUAGUUCCAGGACAGUAUAUCACUGGUAAUCAAACUUUGGUUUCUUCUCUUGGGACAUUUUCAUUAGGCUUCUUCAAUCCUGAGAAUUCCACGAAAUACUUCCUUGGUCUACGAUUCAACACCUUCCCAGACACUGCGUUAGUAUGGAUUGCUAACAGAGAAUCUCCGCUUGAUGCUCCUGGUUUGUUUAUGCUCAGCAGCGAUGGGAACCUUGUAGUGUUGGAUGAUACUAGAAACCUUGUCUGGUCAACUAAUGCUUCAAUAUCUGCUUCUGCAAUGAAUCACACAACUGGACUACUAGCUGAUACCGGAAACGUUGUUCUGAGCUUUGGAGAAGUCACCCUUUGGCAGAGCUUCGAUCAUCCCUCUGAUACUAUGUUGCCCGGCAUGAAGAUUACCUUGAACAAAAAGACUGGCCAACGAAGGCGCCUUACAUCCUGGGCAGCGCUUGAUGAUCCACAACUCGGAAACUUCACCUUUGGCAUUGAUCCUCAAGUACCACUUCAGGGCAUUAUCUGGAAGGAAACUCUUCCCUAUUUUAGAAGUUCUGUGUUCGUUGGCAAGGAUACAAGAACAGAGUUUCCAAGUGGAUCAGCGUUUUUCCUUCUUACAACUUUGAUAUUGAUGAGUGCCUGUCGCAGAGGUGAAUCCCUGUCAUCAUCACCAUGCAAAUGUUUGACUGGUUUUAAAUCCAAGUUUCCGAACCAAUCGGCGAUGGGGGACUGGUCCGGUGGCUGUGUUAGGGAAAAGGUGUUGACAUGUAGUAACGGCAUACAAGAAAACUUUUUGAGGCUUGAAAACGUGAAACCGCCGGACCAUACUGUUCUGUUAAACAACAAGAGUUUGAGCGAGUGUGAGUCCGAAUGUCAGCAGAACUGUUCUUGCACAGCUUAUGCUUAUGUAAAUGGGACAAAUGGAAGUACUGGGAAAUGUUUGGCAUGGUUUGGCGAAUUACUGGAUCUAGUUGAGAAUCAGAAUACUGGAACACAUGAUGUCUAUAUUCGUGUUCACGGCUCUGAAUUAGGCACUAAGGGUUUUUCUUUUAAUUCCUUGAAGCAGACCCUUGUAAUUGCUAUAGUCUCUGCAGCAGUUGGAUUGCUUACAAUAACUUUUGGCUAUUUCGUAUGGAAGAAAAAAAUGGGGAGGAUAGCUAGAAGAGUAAGUGAGAAUGUAAGUAAGGUCAGUGCAGGAGAUAGGAAGAAUGAUACAGAACUACCACUCUUCAGUUUAAGGAGUAUAUUAGCUGCUACAAACAACUACUCUGAAGAUAAUAAACUUGGAGAGGGAGGAUUUGGCCCCGUUUAUAAGGGAGUUUUGCCGGAAAAUCAAGAAGUGGCUGUCAAGAGACUAUCAAAGAAGUCUGGGCAAGGACAUCAUGAGUUCAUGAAUGAGUUGAAACUUAUAGCCAAACUCCAACAUACCAAUCUUGCUCGUCUGUUGGGUUGCUGUAUGGAAGAAGACGAACUCAUAUUGGUCUAUGAGUACAUGCCUAAUCGAAGUUUGGACAAAUUUUUGUUUGAUCGUUUUGAAAAGACAAAGUUGGACUGGGGUACCCGCUUUCGAAUUAUACAAGGUAUUGCUCAAGGAGUACUAUAUAUUCACAAAUACUCUAGACUGAAAAUCAUCCACAGAGAUCUAAAAGCAAGUAAUGUGCUAUUGGAUGGAAUGAUGAAUCCCAAAGUGUCUGACUUUGGAAUGGCGAGGAUUUUUGAUACAAAUCAAAUUGAAGCAAAUACCAACAAGGUUGUUGGGACAUACGGCUACAUGUCACCUGAAUAUGCAUUAUAUGGUCAUUUUUCUGAGAAAUUGGAUGUAUUUAGUUUUGGAGUAUUGUUGUUAGAGAUUGUAAGUGGAAAGAAGAAUGCUUCCUUUUAUUCUUGUGAAAGUUCACUAACGCUUGCUCAAUGGAUAUGGGAAUUAUGGAAAGAAGGUAGAGGAAUGGAGGCAAUUGACGCAACAGUAAGGGAGACAUGCCGGAUUCAUGAAGCUUUGAGGUGCAUCCAUGUCGGGAUUUUGUGUGUUCAAGAAGCUCCAGCUGAUCGACCGACAAUGUCAUCAGUGAUUCAUAUGCUAGAGGUCGAUGAAGCUACAUCGCUUCCACCCUCAAAAGAACCUGCUUUUUCAACAAGUUGGAAUUCAAGUUCUGUUACCACUUAUUCUGAAAAUGCAGUCACUAUUACUUUGCCAGAACCACGAUAG